UUAAAAGUUAUUGUUUAAAAUAAUAUAAAAACAUUUUUCUUCACAUCCAGCGUUGGACAUAACUGAGCGCUUGUGAAUAAUUUGUGUAUUUAUGGACGAUGGUUACAAAUACAUAUACGCAAAACAAAGGAAAAACAAACAAGAAAAAAGAUGGAAAUAAAUUGUUGUUAUUCAAAUUCUACCUCAUUCUCGUCUGAGAAAGUGUGUUGUAAUUGGACAUAAGGUAUCUUUUUAUGAUCGCUACCAGUGAGAUACUCAGAUUCAUAUAAUAGGAAAGUUUUUCGGACUUUAAACGCGUCAUUUUAAUGGGAAAUUUAAACCUACUGCAAAACAACAAACUAUAUUUUUUCAUGACAACGUUUUAGAUGUUCAGUGUCAUUAGGUGAAAAACAAUUGAAAAGAGUCCGAUAAAAAAUGAAUCAGAAUGAUAAAUCUGUAUAAUCUCAAUAUUUCUUACAGUAUAAGUUUAGUCUAAUUCAGAGGCAAAGGUGAAGUGAUAACAAAUACAUCUAUUUUGCGAGUGAAUAUCACUUUUUGCCGGUGAAUAUCACCUUUUGCCAGUGAAUAUCAUUUUUUUUGCCAGUGAAUAUCACUUUUUUGCCAGUGAAUAUUACUUUUUGGCCAGUGAAUAUCACAUUUGCUAGUGAAUAUCACUUUUUGCCAGUGAAUAUCACAUUUGCCGGUGAAUAUCACAUUUUGCUAGUGAAUAUCACCUUUUGCCAGUGAAUAUCACUUUUUGUAAGUGAAUAUCAACUUUUGAUAGUGGAUACAGCACUUUCUAUACACUAAAAGCCUCACGACCAAUGAAAAGGGUGGAAAUAUACAAACAAUAAUACUUCUAUUACUCUUACUUAAGUCUAAUCAAGGAGCGUGCCUAAACGUUUUUCCAUGACUGGAUAUACAAGCAGAAGCUCGGUAGAACUCAUCACAUCACCGGAUCGUGCGCUCAUUGGCCAUCAUGACUUGAGAGGUAGCGAGGAGAUGUUCGUGUCCCCAAGAAGCUUCCAGGCAGACUUCCAUCCUGCUAAAAAAUCAUAUCCGGAACCUGAGGUUGAAAGACGAAUUAUCCUCCUUGGUCGAGCGGGCGCUGGAAAAAGCGCCUGUGUGAACACGAUUGCAGGACGCCAUGUUUUCCUCGAAUCAAGAUGGGGGCGCUUUCAUACCACCGAAUGUCAGCGAGUGUUUGUUUCACGCUAUGGAAGGCGCAUGGACAUUGUUGACACACCUGGAUUCCUGCUUGAUGCUGAUAUCAAUGGUCCGAAGGUUAAACGAGAAUUUGCAAAGACGAUUGGAAUCUGCUCACCAGGACCUCAUGUUUUUGUCUUCGUGUUCCCCACUCCUCACAUGCAUAGGUGCGACUUUGAAAUAUUUCAAAAGUUUAUCCAUGUUUUUGGACCUGAUGUGGUGAACUACACAAUUCUUUUGUUUUCUAAGGUUGACGAUUUGGACUAUUUCUCCCUGACCAAGCAAGCUUUCAUUCUCUCCGCACCGCCCGAAUGGAAGGCUAUCAUGAAAAUCUGCAACUACCGAUGUGUUUGGUUUCAAAACCGGGCUCAGCAAAUUGAAAAGGAAUUGAUGGUCAGAACUUUCGUAGAAACCAUGGAGAAUAUCGUCAACCACAACCUUGGCCAGUAUUACUGCAACGAUAUAUUCUGGACGGUUGAAAAGACCAUUAUUGAACGGGACAUUGCAAAGAUCAACCAAAACGCAAAGCUGAACAUUCUACGGCGUAAACUCAGGGUAAACCUAGAUGCUGGAAUUCUACAUCGGUACGGCGACACCUCACGGAAAGACCCGAACAGAACUCGCGAAGACUUCCGGCGAGAUCUCAUCAACAAUAAUCUUAAGCUUAUCGACACGAUUUGGCAUACAAUAAAAUAUUUCAAUAGUAUAAAGAUACUCAGAAUACCCAAGUACUUGACAGAACACCACCAUGAAACACUCCACGAGGGUGUUGACCUUGACAUUUCAAAACCAACGAAGGAUAACGAAGAAGAGUUCAAGCGUCACAUGACAACUGCGCAGCCGCAAGAGUUUAAAAAGCGCGGGAAAAUACCAAGACUUCCAAAAAUAGAAAACAAGGGGAGUUUCACACCCAGAGCGAGGCUCGAGCCUCUUUCUGAAAGAAGUGAUCGCUCGACGAAGUUGCCAAAGCUCGUAGCCAAGUUCAACUAAUAAUGAUUAGAUUGUAUUUAACAUGUAUUGGUGGAAUCCGUAAAACAUGAUUGUGUGACUGCUUGAUUUGGUAAAUGCAGUCAGGUGCGUAGCUGCCUAUACGCGAGCACGCGGCUGAAUCCACAUGAUUUUGACAUUUUUUUUUAUAAAAAUCAAAGUUGCAGUAUGCGUACUUGACUACAUGAUCCUAAAACUGUCUAUAUCCCGCUACUGAAAAAGCAUCUCAGAACGCCCAGAAUGCACCAAGCUGCACAUUGGUUUCAACAUUUUCUGCGGGGUCAAAUUCUGCGAAUCCCUCUUGUACAAUUAUGAAUCCACAUGCAUAGUGGGCUGGCUACGCUCCUGGAAGUUGAGAAUGGCUUCCUUGCGGAACAUCAAAAAAUAUACAAUCGCUUACCGCGAGUUAGCAAGUUUACUGAAUAAAGGAUUCAGUGGUGUUGCCAAUAAAUCCAAGUGUCAUCAUGAUAAUGUAGUCGUUCUUACAAUUUAAAGCAAAAUUUGGGACGAGAUAAAAACGUUUACGGCCAAGUUUGACUUUGUGAUUCUUUGUUAUUGAAAAACCACCUACAUGUACACCAUAAGUCAAAAUUGUCUGCUCAUGCUCACCCAAAAUCACUGCCAGAUUGAUGUAAAUAUUUAGGUCUAGAUGUAUAUAGAUUUUAACAGCUGAUAUAAAAUGAAUGCGUUGAUCUGAUAAAAACGUGGGUCUACGCAUGCAGUAUUGUCUUCUUUUGAUUACAUAGCUAACGAAGCAUUCGAUGACAAUGUUAAAAUGUAUGACCAAUUAGUAAUGAAGUCAUUCUUUUAAUAAUAAACACCUCGCAUCCUC
Molecule: messenger RNA, 3004 nt
Organism: Mya arenaria
Lineage: Eukaryota; Metazoa; Mollusca; Bivalvia; Myida; Myidae
Product: GTPase IMAP family member 7-like
Exons: 3
Coding region: 889-2175 (428 amino acids)
Molecular function (GO): GTP binding
Source: RefSeq, a predicted model, not a curated record